AUGAUGCAGCAGCCACCGUCAAACGCUGCCGGAGCAGGACAGAUUCCAUCGGACCAGCAAGCUUAUCACCACCACCAGCAACAGUCGUGGAUGAUGAUGCAACAGCAGCAUCAACAAGGUCAGCCGCCAGCUGGAUGGAAUCAGCAGUCGGCGCCGUCACCGGGUCAACAGCAGCAACACUACGGAGCUGGAUCUCAGAAUCCAGGAUCCGAUGGUGAGAUCCGGUCGCUGUGGAUCGGUGACUUGCAGCCAUGGAUGGACGAGAACUAUCUCACGAGCAUCUUUGCUCAGUCUGGCGAGGUGCAAUCGGCUAAAGUUAUUCGCAAUAAGCAGACCGGACAGUCUGAGGGUUAUGGAUUCAUUGAGUUUGCCAACCAUGCUGCAGCUGAACGGGUUUUGCAGAGUUACAACGGUGUUCCAAUGCCGAAUUGUGAACAGAACUUCAGGCUGAACUGGGCUCAGGCCGGGGCUGGAGAGAGACGCCAAGCCGAUGGGCCUGACCACACUAUCUUUGUAGGCGACCUGGCUCCUGAGGUCACUGACUAUAUGCUCACGGAAACAUUUACGAACGUAUAUUCGUCUGUCAAGGGGGCAAAAGUUGUGACUGACAGGACCACUGGACGGUCCAAGGGAUAUGGUUUUGUCAGGUUUGCGGACGAAAAUGAGCAGAUGCGUGCCAUGACUGAAAUGAACGGUCAAUACUGCUCGACCAGGCCUAUGCGUAUUGGUCCGGCUGCCAACAAGAAGCCUCUGACAAUGCAACCAGCUAUGUAUCAGGACCCCCAAGGAGGAAAUCCUGGAGAAAGCGAUCCAAAUAACACAACAAUAUUUGUUGGAGCUCUGGAUGCUAACGUUACAGACGAUGAAUUAAAGUCAGUUUUUGGUCAAUUUGGGGAACUAAUUCAUGUGAAAAUACCUCCGGGAAAGCGUUGUGGAUUUGUCCAGUAUGCCAGCAGGGCGUGUGCGGAGCAUGCACUUUCAAUGCUGAAUGGAACACAAUUAGGUGGACAAAGCAUCCGUCUUUCAUGGGGACGUAGUCCAAACAAGCAGGCACAGCCUGAUCAAGCCCAAUGGAAUGGUGGUGGAUACUAUGGAUACCCUCCACAGCCACAAGGCUAUGAACCUUAUGGUUAUGCACAGCAGCCUCCUCGUCCUCAGGAUCCAAAUGCGUACUAUGGCGGCUACAACACUGGCUAUGGCAACUAUCAGCAGCAACGUCAGUGA
Messenger RNA from Arabis nemorensis, 1224 nucleotides. The record is from the annotation of a GenBank genome assembly. NCBI's taxonomy places the organism in Eukaryota, Viridiplantae, Streptophyta, Magnoliopsida, Brassicales, Brassicaceae.